GCGUUCACUGAGUUGCGUGAGGAGACCUGAGUGUGAGGAUAAUCAACAUGACGCAGUGGUGGGCUCUGCUCCUCGUUGUUUACCUGCUCAUCUACCUGGCAGCUUCUCAGCACCACAGGAAAACUCUGUAUCCAUCUGCAUAUAGGAUAAAGCGUGGGACAUAUUCACUCAUCAACCCCACCUUCCAGCACUCAGUGGAAGACAUCAACUUACUUUUUGAGAUUCUGCUGGCUGGAAUGCAGAUAGAAGGUCAAGAACACACCAUGCUGAUCCCAGAUGAGGAGCUGGCCUCCCUGAUGAACGUCAAGAAGCUGGAGGUCAUCUGUGAGGACGUCCUGCCCAAGAAACUCUCUGAAGCUUGGACAGAUGCAGUGAUCCAGUUGUUCAGAGCUGUUCAAAGGGACCUCAGAACCUCUUGA
This is a messenger RNA of Monopterus albus (swamp eel), 419 nucleotides long. It is a transcript of the gene fam180a, whose product is annotated as family with sequence similarity 180 member A. The transcript has 3 exons. The record is from RefSeq and is a predicted model, not a curated record. The coding region runs from base 48 to 419 and encodes 123 amino acids. Lineage: Eukaryota; Metazoa; Chordata; Actinopteri; Synbranchiformes; Synbranchidae.